Molecule: messenger RNA, 1176 nt
Organism: Eruca vesicaria subsp. sativa (arugula)
Lineage: Eukaryota; Viridiplantae; Streptophyta; Magnoliopsida; Brassicales; Brassicaceae
Source: the annotation of a GenBank genome assembly
AUGGGUUUAAAGGAUAACGCCAUUUCAUAUGGCUCUGCAUUAGUGUUAUCGCUUCUUCUUCUUCUUCCUCUGCUUCGUGAAGCAGAGGGAUGUGAUAUGUUCACGGGACGGUGGGUGAAGGACGCUUCCUACCCACUCUACGAUCCCUCCACGUGUCCUUUCAUACGUCGCGAAUUCGCUUGCAAGAGAAAUGGACGGCCGGAUCUCGAUUACCCUGCCUUCAGAUGGCAACCUCAGGACUGCAAAUUAGCAAGGUUCAAUGGAGUGGACUUUCUAGAGAAAAACAAAGGGAAGAAGAUAAUGUUUGUUGGUGAUUCUCUUAGUUUAAAUCAAUGGCAAUCUUUGACUUGUAUGCUUCACUCUUCUGUUCCCAGUUCUCCCUAUAACCAAACCACACAAGGCACUAUCUCAACCUUCACAUUCCAGGAGUAUGGAGUGGAGUUGAAGCUGGAUAGGAAUGUAUAUUUGGUAGACAUAGUGAGGGAGAAGAUUGGGAGAGUGUUGAAGCUUGAUUCUAUCAAUGACGGACAUAAUUGGUCGGACAUGGAUACAUUGAUUUUCAAUACUUGGCACUGGUGGAGCCGUAGAGGUCCUUCACAACCAUGGGAUUAUAUUCAAAUAGGAGCUAACGUUACAAAGGACAUGGACCGUGUGGCAGCAUUUCAAAUCGCACUUGGGACUUGGGGAAAAUGGAUCGAUACAGUCGUAGAUACUCAGAAAACUAAAGUCUUUUUUCAAGGAAUUUCACCAUCUCAUUACAAAGGAGCUCUAUGGGGUGAACCAACGGCAAAGAGUUGCGCAGGACAAACAGAACCACUUUUAGGGACAAGUUAUCCAGGAGGAUUGCCACCUGAAGUUGGAGUUUUGAAGAGAGCACUUGGGAAAAUAUCUAAACCAGUGACGUUGUUAGACAUCACAAUGCUUUCAUUGCUCCGCAAAGAUGGCCACCCUUCGAGUUAUGGUCUAGGUGGCCAAACCGCCAAUGAUUGCAGCCACUGGUGUCUCGCUGGGGUGCCAGAUACUUGGAAUGAGAUUCUUUACAACUAUAUGAUUUAUUGAGAACAUUUAAAACAGAGAAUUUUUUUUAACAUAUUUGUUAUUUUGUCGGAUUCUACCCUUGAAUCUGAAUAAAAAGAGGAAUUGUUCUUAUUGACUGCAAGAAAUAUUCAAUAUAGG